AGAGACAAAAAAAUUAAAAACGCAUGUCUCUUUUUAUCUUUGUCAAAUAUCUUGAGGAAUUUCACUAAUUUUACUGUGUAUUGUCGCCAAAUCAACAAAACUGUAUAUACUUCAAGAUGUCGGAACCAACAGCACCAGGGAGUCCGGCUAGCAAUCGUUUGAAAUCCUACAAGAAUAAAGCUCUAGAUUCACAAGAAAUGAGACGGAGGAGGGAGGAGGAGGGGAUACAACUACGUAAACAGAAACGAGAAGAACAGUUAAAUAAACGACGUAAUGUUCGGUCUACUCCUUUGGAUGAUGAUGAUUUAACUAACAACCUUCAAGAACCAUUUGUCUCAUCUUCUGAUGGGGUUACUGGUGGAAUUACCAGUGAGAUGGUGCAAGCUUUAUUAGGAGAAAACAUGGAACUACAGUUAGCUGCAACACAAAAAUUUAGAAAACUUUUAUCAAGAGAACCCAAUCCACCUAUAGACGAAGUAAUACAGACUGGUAUUGUUCCUAGAUUUGUGGAAUUCUUAAAAAAUGAACAGAACUGCACGUUACAGUUUGAAGCUGCAUGGGCAUUAACAAAUAUAGCAUCUGGCACUUCAUUUCAAACCAGAAUAGUCAUCGAAUCUGGCGCUGUGCCAAUAUUUAUCCAACUGUUAGGGUCUGAGUUCGAGGAUGUCCAAGAACAGGCUGUCUGGGCGCUAGGCAACAUAGCUGGUGACAGUCCUGAGUGCAGGGAUUAUGUUCUGGGGGAGGGAAUCUUACUUCCACUUUUACAAUUAUUUAAUAAAUCCAGUCGACUUUCGAUGACACGCAAUGCUGUGUGGUGCUUAUCAAAUUUAUGUAGAGGAAAAAAUCCUCCCCCUGAGUUUGGUAAAGUCACCCCUGCAUUACCAGUACUAGCACGAUUAUUGUUCCAUCAAGACGCAGAUAUCUUGGCUGAUGCAUGCUGGGCUUUAUCAUACUUAUCUGACGGACCCAACGAGAAAAUCCAGGCUGUCAUUGAUAGCGGUGUUUGCAGACGAUUGGUCGAGUUACUCAUGCACAAUCAGCAGAGUGUUGUGUCAGCUGCCUUACGUGCUGUGGGAAAUAUUGUAACAGGAGAUGAUAUUCAAACCCAAGUUGUACUGAACUGCACAGUUCUGCCAUGCUUACUGCAUCUACUAUCAAGUGUUAAGGAGUCCAUUAAGAAAGAGGCGUGUUGGACAAUAUCUAAUGUUACCGCUGGCAACAGAGCACAGAUACAGGCUGUUAUAGAUGCUAACAUAUUCCCAGUGCUGAUAGAUAUUUUGGGUAAAGCAGAGUUUAAGACCAGGAAAGAAGCUGCUUGGGCCAUCACCAAUGCCACAUCUGGGGGAACUCCUGAACAAAUAAGAUUUCUAGUAGACCAAGGUUGUAUCCCUCCACUUUGUGACCUUCUAACUGUGAUGGACCAUAAAAUAGUCCAGGUUGCCCUGAAUGGCCUAGAGAACAUACUACGAUUAGGAGAGCAGGACCAGAGGGCCCAUGGUACAAGCAAUGCUUAUGCUCUAAAGAUUGAAGAAUGUUAUGGUCUCGACAAAAUAGAAUUCUUGCAGAGCCAUGAGAAUCAGGAAAUUUAUCAAAAAUCUUUUGAAAUUAUUGAACGAUAUUUUGGCACGGAAGAAGAGGAUAAAGAAAUCGCUCCUGAUGUAGACGCUAAUGCACAGCAAUAUCAGUUUAAUGUUGCGGAGAAUAAUCCUCCCGCUGGUGGAUUCCAGCUAUAGUGAUGCCAUCUAUCUUGUUUUGCUUAACAUAGUUGUUGAAAAGCCAGUGUUCAUGAAAUGUAAAGAAACGGAGCUGAAAAUCAUGUUUUAAGAAUAAAUGGAAUCAGCAUAUAAUAAAGGAAAUAAACAUGAUAUUGGUUCUGUAAUACGUUCAUUGGAUUUCCUGGAAGAUUUAAAUGACCACUGUGAGGUUAGUGGCAUUAUGUUUCAUGCCCGGAUCUACCAGCUCUCCUACCUUAGAUUUUCAUUAGAAAAUACAGCAAAAAAGUAUCGGAGCUGAAAACUACCUGAACCAGUUACUGCAGAAAUGGUGAAGGGUCAGAAAUAUUGGAUUUAUUAAGUUCAUGAAUUUGACCUUUAUAUAGAUUGCUGUUUGCCAAAAUGCUUUGAUUGUAUGAUUCUCUACCUAUAGGUACACAAGGUAUUCAAAUAGGUUUUAGAUGAACAAGGUAUUCAUUUAUAUUUUGUCUAGGCCUACAUGUAAAUACUCAAUCUUGAAAAUUUUGUAGUUCUUUGUUUGGAAGCUUUAUAACCCUACUGAUGUAUUACUCUCUAUGUUCCCCCUGAAUACACGUUUGAUAACUACAAGUUUGGAUCUGUAUCAUGUACACCUUACCAAGUAGGAGAACUUCUUUGUAUGUUCCACCUUAUGACAUAUGUCAGGCCCGAAGCCAGGAUUUGCCAAGGGGGGUUCACUUUUUGAAAAAUUCCAGGGGGGGUUCACUUUUGACAAUUUUGGUC
Messenger RNA from Owenia fusiformis, 2474 nucleotides. The record is from the annotation of a GenBank genome assembly. Lineage: Eukaryota; Metazoa; Annelida; Polychaeta; Sabellida; Oweniidae.